This is a messenger RNA of Drosophila grimshawi, 1878 nucleotides long. RefSeq names its product serine protease easter. NCBI's taxonomy places the organism in Eukaryota, Metazoa, Arthropoda, Insecta, Diptera, Drosophilidae. The record is from RefSeq and is a predicted model, not a curated record. The transcript has 4 exons. Gene Ontology annotation, biological process: proteolysis. Gene Ontology annotation, molecular function: serine-type endopeptidase activity. Bases 210 to 1388 code for a protein of 392 amino acids.
CUUAGUCGUGCGCCAAGCCUUGCUCUGUGAACUUGAUAUAUGUGCGCUACAGGCGGUUGAGGAAGAGUUGUACGGAAAUCCCGUUUUAGUUGUCAUAUCUCUCUUAUUGCGGCGUUAAAUAAAUAUUCAUUAUUUAAUAUUAAAACAUUGCAAAACAACUGACGACGCAUUUAAUAAAAAUUGUGUAUUACAUAAAGCGUAUUGGAAAUAUGCUCAAGAUAAUUGGUUUCUGUGUGAUCUUUGGCUUAAGUGUAAAUUUGGCAAGUUCGCAAUUAUACUUUCCCAAUGAGGCAACCCAAGUAUCAAAUUAUGGACGCUGCAUUACACCAAACCGGGAGCGAGCUCUCUGCAUUCAUCUGGAGGAUUGCAAAUAUUUAUAUGGCAUAUUGACAACAUCUCCCCUGCGCAACGAGGACAAACUAUAUCUAAGUCGUAGCCAGUGUGGCUAUUAUAAUCGUAAGGUUCUGAUUUGCUGUCCGGAUCGCUAUCGGGACAGUUCGCCGGUGACAACUGCGCGACCUCCUGUAAAUAGCACGAAUACAAAUUUAUUACCCCAACCGGGUCAAUGCGGCAAUUUACUUUCGAAUCGCAUUUAUGGGGGUGUCAAGACCAAAAUCGACGAAUAUCCCUGGAUGGCACUGAUCGAGUACACCAAAGGUGGCGGCAACAAGGGUCAUCAUUGUGGUGGUUCACUCAUCAACAAUCGCUAUGUGGUGACCGCGUCGCAUUGUGUCAACGGUAAAUCCCUGCCAGCCGACUGGCGUCUGACAGGUGUGCGUCUGGGCGAAUGGGAUACCACAACAGAUCCCGACUGCGAGACCGAUAUACGUGGCAUGAAGGAUUGUGCGCCGCCGCAUUUGGAUGUGCCGGUUGAACGCACCAUACCACAUCCUUCGUACGAUCCGGGCUCCAAGAACCAGAUCAACGAUAUCGCCCUCUUGCGCUUGUCACGCCAAAUCGAGUACACCGACUUUGUGCGUCCCAUUUGCUUGCCGCUGGACACGAAUCUACGCUCAGCCGCAUUCGAUGGCAUUUCAAUGGAUGUCUCUGGCUGGGGCAAGACCGAGGAGCUCUCGGCGAGCAAUUUAAAGCUAAAGGCCGCCGUGGAUGGCGUCACGCUGGAGGAAUGUCAGUCCGUCUAUGGUCGCCAGGACAUUUUUCUGGAAGACACACAAAUGUGCGCCGGCGGCAUGGAGGGUGUGGAUUCCUGUCGUGGCGACUCUGGUGGCCCCCUCAUCGGCCAGAACACAAACAAAGUGAAUACAUACUAUUUCCUCGCGGGCGUCGUUUCAUUUGGACCCACGCCCUGUGGCCUUAACGGCUGGCCGGGUGUCUAUAGUCGUGUCGGGGCUUAUGUGGACUGGAUACAAACUUCGCUGAAGCCUUGAUAACAUUCAUUUAUUUUAUUCAUAUAUAUUUAAUUGCGAUUGAAGAUCAUGCGGCAAAUAAGAAAUAUAAAUAUUCGAAUUCGAAGCACAAGUCUGUCAACUAUACUUAUCAAAAAACAAUAAUCAUAUCCUUGCAAAUUGGUUCGAGUUUCUAGUGUUUGGAAAAGGGGCAAAAAUUAUAUUUGUUGGGCUUCAGGCAAGGGAAACAAAUCAUUUUCGUAUUCAGCCUACAAAUAUGCUUCAAAAUAGUAUACAAAGCUGCUCAACAUUCCAUUUUUCGAGGGAAUUUUUGAAGUGCUCCCUUACAAUAAUUAUGAUUAAAAUCCAACAAUUAACUUAAGUGUCUUUUUUUACAUUUAAUACAGGUUAAAUUACGCAAUAAAUAAUAUGUAAAAUUGUUAUAUUAAAAGUUAAAAUAGUUUCAGGUUCAACACAAUAUGAACCAAAAAGAAAUAUUUUAUAAAAAACUGUUUAUCGAUUUUGACCCUUA